GCCGUGUAGCGUAUAAUCCUAACGAGUUAGGGUAAGAUUUUCAGUAUCGUCGACGAAAAAGAAAAUUCCAAUGAGAAAGAAUUAUAGGAAGAGAAAUCUCGAAGAUGAGGAAAAACAGAAAGAUAUUCUAUCCGAAGAUGAAGAGGAAAGGAGAUUUGUAUUGGAGGAGGUAAAAUUCCUUCAGAAGCAGCGGGAGAGGAAAUUAGGAAUCCCUGCGAUCUCGACCGUUCAAACAGUCGUCGGCGUAGUUACGAAGCCAAGCGAGAAGACUGAAGGAGGUGAUGGGGAGAAGGAUGAUUUGGUGUUGCAGGAUACAUUCGCUCAGGAGACUGCAGUUACAGUUGAAGAUCCUAACAUGUUGAAGUAUGUUGAACAAGAAUUGGCAAAGAAAAGGGGCAAGAGUAUUGAUGCUACAGAUCAAAUUGAGAAUGAUUUAAAAAGUGCAGAGGAUGAAUUGUACGUCAUUCCAGAGCAUCUUAAGGUGAAGAGGAGGAACUCAGAAGAAAGUUCUACACAGUGGACUACUGGGAUUGCAGAAGUUCAACUACCUAUUGAAUACAAGUUAAGAAAUAUUGAAGAAACAGAAGCUGCCAAAAAGCUCUUGCAAGAAAAGAGGCUUGUCGGACGGACAAAGCCAGAGCUGAGCAUCCCCUCAAGUUACAGCGCAGAUUAUUUCCAACGUGGCCGGGAUUAUGCGGAAAAACUUCGCAGAGAGCAUCCUGAGCUGUACAAGGACAGAGCUGUACAGGAUAGCAGUGCAGGACCCAAAUCUGCAGAGACCACUACCACAGAUGUUGCAGGGCGGAGGCAAGCUGCCACUGAUGAGUUCAUGCUCGAGCGUUUCCGCAAACGAGAACGCCUUCGUGUCAUGCGCAGAUAACACAUGCCAGCCUAUGAUCUGAUCUCUGACCACCACUGAAAUGGCACCACAUUAGGUUCUCAGCUUCUUAUCACCAGUUUCAUGCAAUUCACAACAUGGUUUUCCUGUAUCACUAAUCUUCCUACAGAAGCGACACAUGCAAUGUACAUGGGAGACCAACAAUUUAAUUUCUUGGUUCCUUGCUUUGAACCGGCAGAUACAGGCAAGCUCCCUAUUCAACAGGUCGUGAUAAUGGGUCACACGAUCUGAUGCGUUCAUAUAUUGUCAAUAGUUGUAAUUUUGUUGCUUUAUGUAUUUUGAUGUAGUAAACUGGAUGCUUGAUGUUACGAAGUGAAAUACAGGCAUCUGCUGACCAAUUUCCCCUUCCAAA
This is a messenger RNA of Magnolia sinica, 1250 nucleotides long. RefSeq names its product protein COP1 SUPPRESSOR 2. The transcript has 6 exons. Gene Ontology annotation, biological process: mRNA splicing, via spliceosome. NCBI's taxonomy places the organism in Eukaryota, Viridiplantae, Streptophyta, Magnoliopsida, Magnoliales, Magnoliaceae. Gene Ontology annotation, cellular component: spliceosomal complex. The record is from RefSeq and is a predicted model, not a curated record. The coding region runs from base 71 to 880 and encodes 269 amino acids.